Molecule: messenger RNA, 1475 nt
Organism: Dermacentor silvarum
Lineage: Eukaryota; Metazoa; Arthropoda; Arachnida; Ixodida; Ixodidae
Gene: Nup44A
Product: nucleoporin SEH1-like
Exons: 8
Coding region: 230-1363 (377 amino acids)
Biological process (GO): cellular response to amino acid starvation; positive regulation of TORC1 signaling
Cellular component (GO): Seh1-associated complex; nuclear pore outer ring
Molecular function (GO): protein binding; structural molecule activity
Source: RefSeq, a predicted model, not a curated record
AAUAAAGUUAAAGUAGGCCACCACAUUAACCAACAAAUAAUAAAAGCAGCGCCGUUCUCUACUUGAACGGCCCCCGCGGUUCAAAGUUGACUGGAUUCGGGGAUAGUUAUGCAAAAUGGCGCUGCGCGCAAGCGUUAUUUGAAACGCUGUGUUCGCAACUUUCACUCAUUGCUUUGAAAGCUAACUUGGAAACUGCUUAUACUGCUGCUGCGAGCGUCUCGGAUCAGGCAUGUUCGUCGCCCGGAGCAUUGCCGCUGAUCACAACGACCUAAUUCAUGACGUCGCCUACGACUUCUACGGCAAGCGUCUCGCCACAUGCUCCAGUGACCAAACUGUGAAGGUAUGGGACCUUGGAGAAGAUGGAGAGUGGCGUUGCACAGCAAACUGGAAGACACACAGUGGGUCUGUGUGGAAGGUCACAUGGGCACACCCAGAGUUCGGACAGGUCCUGGCGACUUGCUCUUAUGAUCGCAUGGCCACUGUGUGGGAAGAACUAGUGGCUGGCAAGAGCGGCGUACUUGGUGGCAGUGGCACUAGCAGCGGGAGUGAGCGAGGUCACUCCCACUGGGUCAAGCGCACCAGCUUGGUGGACAGUCGAACAUCGGUGACAGAUGUCAAGUUUGCACCAAAGCAGCUGGGUCUGCAGCUGGCCACGUGUUCAGCUGAUGGGAUGGUGCGCGUCUAUGAAGCACCCGACGUCAUGAACUUGAGUCAGUGGUCCCUGCAAAGUGACAUCAACUGCCGGAUGCCACUCAGCUGCAUUUCCUGGAACCACUCCUUCAACCGGAACCACCCACCUAUGCUGGCAGUUGGCAGUGAUGACCCGGGGCCAUCCAACACUGGCAAAGUCCACGUGUACGAGUACUGUGAAGGAAGCCGUCGUUGGACACGGGUUGAAACCGUCAUCACAGUUGUGGAUCCUGUGCACGAUCUGGCCUUCGCUCCUAGCGUAGGCCGCUCCUACUACCUCCUGGGGAUUGCCUCGAGAGAUGUGCGCAUCAUCUCUUUUAAGCCGCUGCCGGAGUUGAUGACAUCUCAGAUGCAAGAUGGAGGCGCCGCCAAGUUUGAAACCAAAGUUGUCGCUCAGUUUGACGAUCAUAACUCACAGGCUUGGAGGGUAAGCUGGAACAUCAUUGGCACUAUCCUCGCAUCUUCUGGAGAUGAUGGCUGUGUGAGAUUGUGGAAAGCCAACUACAUGGGCAUCUGGAAGUGCAUAGCCACAUUGCAAGGUGACGGCGGCGUGGUCCAAGGAGACAAGCAGUCGACCGACAUGACCUCUUUUUCGGGGCAAACAGGAAGCUCGGGUGCCAUUACAACCCCAUACCAAAACUCAGCCCAAGGUGCUCCUAGGAGGUGGCAUUGAACGCACGUGGCCCUUUACUGCCUUCCACAUUUUUCUCACGGCAGGAAAUGACCAAACCUGAAAUGCUUGCAGGGCAACGAUUAUGUGAAUAAAUGUGCGCUUUGUUUUUGUA